Messenger RNA from Zea mays, 2743 nucleotides. RefSeq lists its product as uncharacterized. Gene Ontology annotation, cellular component: Cul4A-RING E3 ubiquitin ligase complex. Lineage: Eukaryota; Viridiplantae; Streptophyta; Magnoliopsida; Poales; Poaceae. The transcript has 11 exons. Gene Ontology annotation, biological process: protein ubiquitination. The record is from RefSeq and is a predicted model, not a curated record. The coding region runs from base 45 to 1820 and encodes 591 amino acids.
UUUUGCGCCGUUUAGAGCUGUCCCAAACAGGCUGGAGAAAGUUUAUGAACUCCGCCGCCACCUCCACAGCUGGCGCUGCGAGCGGUGCGUCCUGCGGCCGCGGAGAAAUGGCGGAGCGAGACCGGGUCUUGGAGAGAGAGCGAAGGCAGAUGGAGCAGAUCCUAGAGCUGGAUAUGGAGGAGCUCCAGGUAGAGGAGGUCGACGACGACGGCUCAUCCUCCUCCUCCGACGUCGACACCUUCCUUAGAAAUACUCAUGGAGAUGGAGGGAUUAACACUUAUGAGGAGCUUUCAAUCGAUACAUCUACUGUUUCCUUGCAGGAUCACACCUAUCUUGGGGCAAAGGUUGAUGGUGCCCGAGGCAAAUUUGCUUUCCUGCAUGGAGACAGAGUCCUCAAUCUGCCAAUGUUUUAUCUCCAAGGAGUUGUUUUGUUUCCUGAAGCUUCCCUACAUCUUCGAGUAUUCCAGCCUAGAUUAGUGGAAGCUAUUGACAAGGCUAUUAAUCAUGUUGAUGCUCCAUGCAUGAUAGGUGUGGUUUAUGUUUAUCGACACACAAAUGAUGGACAUUAUACUAUUGCUUCUGUCGGGACAAUGGCAGAGAUACUGAAAAUUCAACAGCUGUAUGAUGGUUCAUCAUGUAUUUUCUCCCAUGGUCAGCAGCGGUUUCGUCUUUUGCGCCAUUGGUUGGAUGUCGACGGAGUACCAUGGGGUGAAGUCCAAAUUAUUGAAGAAGAUACACCUCAAAGAACUCCAAGAGAUGCUUUUGCACAAUUAGCUGCACCUAACAGUUUCAGGCAAUGUGCUUCAUCGAUAAUGCCCAGUUUGCAUGUGUAUUGUUCUACACAACUUGAUCAUGUGGAUUCUGAUAUGGACAGGGAUUCACUAUCACCCACUAGCACUUCAAGCGAUCACUCAAUAACAGAUAAAAGAAUAUACCUUUUAGGUUCCCGCUCCAGUGGUUUGGUAAGGUGUGGUAUUGCGGAUGAAUCCUCAAAUGAAGGCCAAAAUUCUGUACAUGAACAGUCUUGUCAGAGCCAUGACUCUGUUAAAGAAAUUGAUGGGUAUGGUCAGCCAGAUAAGAAUACAAACACAGGAGAUGAGGAUAAUCUUUGUUUCAUAUCCUCCAAAUCAUUUCAGAGAACAAGAAAGAAAGAUACCAAACAGCAGAAACACUACUUCACAACGAAAAAUGCUUCACAGGCUCCAUUGUCAUUUUGGCCUCACUGGGCUUAUGAGAUGUAUGAUUCGUAUUCACUUUCCAGGAGAGCUGCAGAUUUGUGGAGACAAGUAAUUUUAAACCCAAGCAUGGAUGAUCAUGUGAGAAAACCAAAUUAUUUGUCAUAUUGCAUUGGAAGCAAACUUCCUAUCUCAGAAUCUCUGAGGCAAGAAUUGCUUGAGAUUGAUGGAAUUGAUGGAGUCUCAUAUCGACUACAGCGGGAGAUUCAGCUGCUCAAAGCCUUCAAUAUCAUACGAUGUAGAAAUUGCCUGAUCCGUAUUGCAAGACGAAGUGACAUGGUGGUGACGUCCAGUGACAGCCCUAUGUCUUUGCACAGCAGGCCUCACGGUUUUGUGAAAGAGAUUAUUACAGUAUACAAUGCCACUGGCCUUGCACUGCGUGGCGACCCUUCCAAAACUCACAGCUGGUUUCCAGAAUACACAUGGACGAUCGCGUUGUGCAAUGCCUGCCAGUCCAAUAUAGGCUGGCUGUUCAGAGUCGAUGACAAGAACCUGCAUCCGAGAUCCUUCUGGGCGAUACGCAGUUCCCAAAUUUCAGACGAUACACAGUCAAGAGAUAGAACUGAUCAGACCAUCCAUGUAUAAGCUGCGUGACCAUUUGUUGAAAUUCCAACAAUCCAUUAACAUCUGCCUUCCAUUAUUCUCUGCGAGAUUCAAUUUGGCUGCAUGGUGUCCCCAAGUGGCUAAGGUUUCUAGUAAAAUGAAACUGAAAACAAAGAUACUGAGAUCAUAAGCUUAACCCGCCACAUGGGCACCUACGUUACCUGAAACCUUCCUUUGUGGGGUACAAUCAGGCCUUUCUCAAUAUGCUCCGGGUGUAUUCAGCACGACAGAUUUAUCUAAGGGCUAGUUUGAGAGUCCAAAAACCGGAGAGGAUUGGAGGGGCUAAAAUCAACUUUAUUUUAGCCCCUUUAAUCUCCUCUGUUUUUGUGACUUCCAAAUUAGCCCUAAAAGCUACUAUCUGUCUGGAUAUCUCCAAAGCUACCAGUUCAGCAAGGCCCUUACCAGGGUGCAAGACAGACAGAUGGACCUUCAGACUGCAAUGCUCGUACUUCUGGCAAGUUUCCCCCACUGUUGGUAUAUACACAACUGGAAGCAGACAUUGUCAAUCAGGAGCUUGACUCAUUAUUUAUCUCCUGGAAAACAAAUGCAUCGUUCAAUCAACAAGAUAAAAGCACUCCCAACUGAAAUAAUAACCUGGCUAGCAAUUGACUCUGUGAAUCCAAAUUUUCUCUUGGAGAAGUCGAUUAGCGUAGUGCAGCGCAGCGCUACAAGCCUACAAAGGGACCUUGAACUGCCGAACAUUCUGCAACGUCCUGUUCUUUGGUACAAGAUGCACAAGCUUCACUGAAAUCACGAACUGCUAAGGCAGGUGUUAGAUUUAGACGUGUUUAGUUUAUAGAGACUAAUUUUUAGUCCCUUCAUUUUAUUCCAUUGGCGUCUAGAACGGAUUGGUUAUACCCGUUGGGGUACCGGAUAUGAGUAGUGCAAAUACCCGUUUUUUUGGA